ACACUAUGUUUUGUUUAAAGACACGUAAGUUUUACUACUCACUCGGUGACUUUCUCCGCCUUCAAUGCACCGAGAAAGCGAAGCAAACAAAUUGAUUGCAUCCACCUGUUACUUCAAAUCUUUAUUACUCAUAUAAAAAUAAUAAUAAUAUUUCUCAUAAUAAAUCACUGCACUUAUUAUCAGCAGCAAUACAUCUAUAUUAUAUUGUUUUGGAAUGUACGACAAACAGAGGUGACCCCAUGUGAGCUAGCACCUGCUUUUGCUCUUUCAUUCAUUCACAUCUCUCUCUCUCUCUCUGCCUCUUCCUCCUUCAUCUUAACAACAAUAAUAAUUAUUUCCCUCUUAAAUUCUCCCAUUCUUUUCAUCUAAACGACACCGUAUCUCUUGUCUCCACCACCGCCGGUACAUGAAGCUCCACCACCACCGCCACCGGCAGCUCCACGGUGGUGUGUCAGCUGCUGCUUUCUUGCUUGUCGUUUUGCCUCUUGUUGCUUCUUCUAGUUCUAAUCAUGCUUCUUCUACAGUUUUGUCGGAUGCUAAUGCUUCAAAGCUUCGGCACUCACGUCUGUUUAAGAACGCGUUACAGCGCCAAUCGUCAAAUGAACAGCUGUCUGAUCUUUGGACACCCUUAUCCAACCAAGGAUGGAAACCAUUUUCUGAAUCCACAUCUGCCUCUUCGUCGUUGCCGGAGUCCACGGGAUACAUCCAAGUGUUUCUUGAUGGUGGAUUAAAUCAGCAAAGAAUGGGGAUAUGUGAUGCUGUUGCGAUCGCUAAAAUCCUCAACGCGACACUCAUGAUACCAUAUCUUGAAGUGAAUCCCGUAUGGCAAGACACGAGUUCGUUCACAGAUAUUUUUGAUGUUGAUCAUUUUGUGAAUAUAUUGAAGGAUGAUAUAUCGAUAAUUAGAGAGUUGCCUGAUGAGUAUGCAUGGAGUACACGUGAGUAUUAUGCUUCAGCAAUUAGAUCUACCCGAAUUAAAAACGCUCCUCUUCACGCUUCAGCAAAUUGGUAUCUUGAAAACGUCGCUCCCGUUCUUGAGAGCUAUGGGAUAGCUGCGAUUUCACCGUUUUCACACCGACUAGCUUUUGACAACAUGCCGAUCGAAAUCCAACGGUUAAGAUGCAAAGUCAACUUUGAAGCAUUGGUCUUUGUUCCUCACGUUAGAAGUCUCGGAGAAGCACUUGUGAGUCGUCUCCGGUACCCAAUUGUUGAAAGUAUCGAUGCGGUUGGGACUAAAUACAUUCGACAAGUUAUCGAUACCAAAGACGGCCUAGGAGCAGGCAAAUUUGUUUCUCUACACUUGCGCUUCGACAAGGAUAUGGCUGCUCAUUCGGCAUGCGAUUUUGGUGGAGGAAAAGCCGAAAAAGUGGCUUUGGCGAAAUACCGGCAAACGAUAUGGCAAGGAAGAGUUAUGAACUCGCGGUAUACGGAUGAGGAGUUACGGAACCAGGGUCGUUGCCCGUUGACGCCUGAAGAAAUUGGAUUAUUGCUGGCAGCUUUGGGUUUUGACAACACUACCCGUUUGUACCUCGCUUCACAUAAGGUGUACGGUGGAGAAGCGAGGAUAGCCGCGCUACGGCAACUAUUUCCAUAUAUGGAAGACAAAAAGAGCCUCGCAUCCUCAGCAGAAAGGGCCAAGAUAAAAGGAAAAGCUUCUUUGUCGGCUGCGGUUGAUUAUUAUGUUAGUAUGCACAGUGACAUCUUCAUUUCGGCUUCGCCUGGAAAUAUGCACAAUGCUAUGGUAGGACACCGAACGUACCUCAACUUGAAGACGAUAAGACCAAACAUGGUGUUAUUGGGUCAACUUUUCAUGAACAAAAGCAUGAGUUGGUCGGAUUUUCAAGAAGCGGUUGUAGAAGGGCAACGAAACAGGCUCGGGGAAAUUAAGGAACGGAAACCAAAACAGUCGAUAUACACAUACCCAGUUCCCGAUUGCGUGUGUCAACAACGUUAAUAAGGUGACAACAUUGCUGUGUGUAGUUUUGCCGUCCAUCGCACAUAUUGUAUGUGUUUGUGUUCUUCACUUGAAAUAAGGUGUGUUCUAGCUCGAGCUUUGCUUAUACUGUAUUUUUCCCACGUGGGUGUUGUGUCGAUAGAGGGUUAGCGUGUUACGUAAGUUAUACAGUAACAUACCCACCAUUGAGAUUUCAUUCUCAUGAUGUUAUAUAUGUAUAAUAUAUAUAUUUAGUUCAUUAUUUUAAUCUAUACAAGUGGAACAUUUUGGUCGUGUUAUGUAUGUACAAUGUUCGACACAAUUUUGAGUUACAACGUGACGCAUUCUUAAGGUUGAA
Molecule: messenger RNA, 2291 nt
Organism: Helianthus annuus (common sunflower)
Lineage: Eukaryota; Viridiplantae; Streptophyta; Magnoliopsida; Asterales; Asteraceae
Product: O-fucosyltransferase 39
Exons: 10
Coding region: 407-1954 (515 amino acids)
Source: RefSeq, a predicted model, not a curated record